Molecule: messenger RNA, 6262 nt
Organism: Alosa alosa (allis shad)
Lineage: Eukaryota; Metazoa; Chordata; Actinopteri; Clupeiformes; Clupeidae
Gene: farp2
Product: FERM, RhoGEF and pleckstrin domain protein 2
Exons: 29
Coding region: 144-3518 (1124 amino acids)
Cellular component (GO): cytoskeleton
Molecular function (GO): cytoskeletal protein binding; guanyl-nucleotide exchange factor activity
Source: RefSeq, a predicted model, not a curated record
AUAGCAGAUUUUCCUGCGGUUCGUAUUUGCGACGGCCGUCGGAUAUACUGCCGAAAGAGUUCCAGACAGUGUGCAAGACGAAAACCAUAAGCUAUAUGUGCAUGCGUUUGCGCGAGGGUGCGCUGCUUCAGGCGUGAGCGGCGAUGGGCGAGAUCGAGGGCACCUACCGCACCCUGCAGACUCCUGGUACCAGGUUGGGGGCCCAGUUCAACGCCGGCAUCAGCACCCUGGAGCCCGGCCAGAGCCUGAGCACCGCCAUGGGAAGUGGGGGCAAAGCUCACAGCCGCGGGCUGCAGCUGCGCGUGCUCGGCCUGGACGACGCCCAGGAGUUCUACGACCUGGAGACUAAGGCUGAUGGACAGGCCCUCCUGACUGAAGUCUACCGCCGGUGCAAUCUCAUUGAGAGUGAUUACUUUGGCCUGGAGUUUCAGAACAUGCAGAUGAAUUGGGUAUGGCUGGAGCCGACUAAGCUCGUUGUCAAGCAAGUGAGAAGGCCCGUGAACACACUCUUUAGACUCUCAGUGAAGUUCUUUCCCCCAGACCCUGGCCAGCUACAGGAGGAGUACACCAGGUACCUGUUCUCUCUGCAGAUGAAGAGGGAUCUGAUAGAAGGGAGGCUCACCUGCACAGAGAACACUGGCGCCCUUCUGGCCUCUCACCUGGUGCAGUCGGAGAUUGGCGACUAUGACGACGUCGCGGACCGAGAGUACCUGAAGAUGAACAAGCUGCUGCCCUAUCAGGAGCGUGUGCAGGAGAAGAUCAUGGAGCUGCACCGGCGACACCUUGGUCAGACUCCAGCGGAGUCGGACUUCCAGGUGCUGGAGAUUGCCAGGAAGCUGGAGAUGUACGGCGUUCGGUUCCAUCCAGCGGCCGACCGCGAGGGCACCAAGAUCAACCUGUCCGUAGCCCACAUGGGCCUGCAGGUGUUCCAGGGCAUCACGAAAAUUAACACCUUCAACUGGUCAAAGAUCCGUAAACUGAGCUUCAAGAGGAAGCGGUUCCUCAUUAAACUCCAUCCCGAAGUACAUGGCCCUCACCAGGACACGCUAGAGUUCCUGAUGGCCAGUAGGGACCAGUGUAAGAUCUUCUGGAAGAACUGUGUGGAGCACCACUCCUUCUUCCGCCUAUACGACCAGCCACAGCCCAAGGCCAAAGCCAUCCUCUUCAGCCGAGGAUCCUCCUUCAGAUACAGUGGCCGCACUCAGAAGCAACUGGUGGAGUAUGUGAGAGACAGCGGUGCACGAAGGACUCCAUACCAGAGGAGGAAUAGCAAGAUUCGCAUGUCUGCCCGCUCCCUGGCAGCUGAUUUCCCUAAACAGAGCCUGUCCUUCAACGACAGCCUGCGGCUCCCCGGCUCGCCUGCUUCGGCCACCGUCUCCUUCCACUCCCUGCCGACCAGCGGAGGCUCUCCCCUGCGCGUGGACCACCAGACUCAGCUGCAGCAGACGCACCACAGCCAGUCCGCCUUCGCGCAGGGCCAGCAGCUCCAGUUCCAGCAGCAGCAGCCUGCCCGGCCCCCCAGCCCCCCGAAGGAGGACCCGGUCAAGGCCGCCACCUCGCCCCCGUCCCACUACGCCUUCCAAGAUUCUUCCACCAUGGACAGCCCCCUGCUCUCGCCCUUCAGCCCCAAGGGUCCCCUCUGCAUGUCGCCCUCCUUCCAGAUGUCCACACUGAGUCUACCCGGCCAGGCGCCCUCGCCCUUGCAGAGCCCCAUCCUAAGCGAGGUGGGCAGUGCCAGGCUAGACGAGGAGGAUGAGGGCAGGAGGAAGAGAUAUCCCACUGAUAAGGCCUACUUCAUUGCCAAAGAGAUUCUGACCACAGAGAGAACCUACCUGAAAGACCUGGAGGUCAUCACCGUGUGGUUCCGCAGUGCUGUGAUCAAAGAGAACGCCAUGCCCGAGGGCCUCAUGACUCUGCUCUUCUCCAACAUCGACCCCAUCUACGAGUUCCACCGGGGCUUCCUCAAGGAGAUCGACCAGAGGCUGGCGCUCUGGGAAGGGCGCUCAAACGCACACGUGAAGGGCGACUACCAGAGAAUCGGAGAUGUCAUGCUGAGGAACAUGAGUGCAUUGAAGGAGUUCACCAGCUACCUGCAGAAGCACGACGAGGUGCUGACUGAGCUGGAGAAGGCCACCAAGCGUCUGAAGAAGCUGGAGACGGUCUACAAGGAGUUUGAGCUCCAGAAGGUGUGCUACCUGCCGCUCAACACCUUCCUGCUCAAGCCCAUCCAGCGUCUCAUGCACUACAAGCUCAUCCUGGAGCGACUGUGCAAGCACUACACCCCCGAGCACCGCGACCACGACGACUGCAAGGAAGCGUUGAAGGAUGUGGCUGAGAUUGCAGCCCAGCUUCAGAGCAGUCUCAUCCGGCUGGAGAACUUCCAGAAGCUCACAGAGCUGCAGAGAGACCUGAUCGGCAUCGAGAAUCUCACAGCCCCUGGCAGGGAGUUCAUUCGUGAGGGGUGUCUGUACAAGCUCACAAAGAAAGGCCUGCAACAGAGGAUGUUCUUCCUGUUCUCUGACAUGCUCCUAUACACCAGUAAAGGGGUGACGGCCACCAACCAGUUCAAAGUGCACGGCCAGCUGCCUCUGCAUGGCAUGAUUCUCAUUGUGUUGGAUGCGCCGGCUGAAGAGAGUGAGAACGAGUGGUCAGUGCCCCACUGCUUCACCAUCUACUCGGCCCAGAGGACCAUAGUGGUGGCGGCCAGUUCCAAAGUGGAGAUGAACAAGUGGAUUGAGGACCUGAACAUGGCGAUCGACAUGGCUAAGAAAUCUCAGGAGAAAUCGGACCUCUUCCUGGAGUCUGGCUUAUCGGAUCGCUCUAACAGGUCAUCCGAUGAGGUGUCUCUGGAGCAGGAGUCGGAGGAUGACAUGAACUCCUCCCAUAGCUCUCUGGAUAAGCAGACCCACCACCGUGCCAACACCACCAUGCACGUGUGCUGGCACCGCAACACCAGCGUGUCCAUGUCUGACCACAGCUUGGCCGUGGAGGUACCCCUCCCUGCCCUCCCCCGCCUUCUUCUGACCAUCUUCAGCUCUCCGGCUGUCUCUCCGGAGCUCCCCCCUCGCUACCUCUUGGGGCAGGGCCAGAGACCCAACACCAUCACUCACGUGUGCUGGUACCGCAACCAGAACCUCUCGCUCAACGAUUACCUGCGCAUGACCCAGAACCAGCUCUCUGGCUACCUCUUGAGGAAAUUCAAGAACAGCAAUGGAUGGCAGAAGCUUUGGGUGGUGUUCACCAACUUCUGCCUCUUCUUUUAUAAGACACACCAGGAUGACUUCCCACUGGCCAGUCUCCCGUUGCUAGGUUACACAGUCAGCACCCCUGGGGAGACUGACAGCAUCCACAAAGAGUAUGUCUUCAAGCUGCAGUUCAAGUCCCACGUCUACUUUUUCCGGGCAGAGAGCGAAUACACUUUUGAAAGGUGGAUGGAGGUGAUCAAGAGUGCGGCCAGUUCCACGGGCAGGAUGAGCCUCCUGAUCCCCAAGGGCCCGACGGAGAUGAACGGAAACUAAACAGAGCAGACUGGAGCUGAGCUUCUGGAGCUAGGGGCUGGGCCCCGCAGACUCCCAGGAGAACCUGUUGUUGUUGUUUUUGUUGUUGUUGUUUAUGAUUAUUGGUUAAAUUCCUGCUCCUACUUAUGGCUUUUUUUUUUUUUUUUUUUUUUGGCUCAUUUACUGUUGAUUGAUGUGAGGGGUAGGCUUCAGAGCACAGGAAUUGGGAGAAGAGUGGACUGCAUGAAACCGGCAGAACGUUCUCUCUUCACACUCUCCAUUUGUAUUUCUCUCUUUCUCUUGUCUUUGAUCUAGUCUUGUCCUUUUUCUGUCCCCAUCAUAGCCCGUUAGCCACCGCACAGCCAGGUUCCUGGACUGUACCAGAAUGGUUGUCACUGUCCUGGUUACCCACUUCCAUGAGAAAUGCUGCCUCUGUGUUUCUGCUAAAGAGGCUAAAUCUAUCAGUUGGCCUUUAAAAGCUAUUAGGAAGGUUUCAACAUAUCCAAAGAUAUAACUUUAAACUGAGAUUAAUUAAUAAAUAGGCAGCCAACUGAUCCAUGUUUUGGUUGUUUGUCAAUGUUCGCUAAUCUCAAGCAGAGAUCCAAUUGGGGUAUCUCUGUGGCUGUAAAAAGGGUUGUUAAGGAAAGUUGUUUCUUGAACAAGGAUUAGAAUGUCCUGGGAUGUUGAGCCUUUUUUUAUUGUCAUGCUCAGUGUUAGAGGGGGAAUUAGCAGUUGCUUUAUGCAGUGGUGGCUGUAUUAACUUCUCCUUUUACCUUUUAUUACUAUCUAGAUGUGAGUAACUUGCUCGAGCAGAGCCAGGUAUAGUGCGAAUACAAAGGCACUUCCUGGGGAGAUGAAGGACUUGGCACUAAGGAACACUUGAAGGGGACUGUGAAGUGAAUGAUGGAAGGGACACCUUAAAGGGUGUUCUGUGGCUGGGUUGAUGCACUCAGAUAGUACAAUGGGUGUCUGAUUGUCGGUCAGGGAACAGGGCAUAGAAGGUACUAGAAAGACGACUUGGUCCAGAACUAGAUGCAAGACUUUGGACAAUGAACUCCAGGCUAGUUUGGCAUGUUGAUAAAGAUGCCUAACAGUGUACAGUCUCUCAUCUCCUUAGAGCUUGAAAAAUAAGUCUACGGUGCUCUUUGUAAGACCUCAGAAAGUUUAUGAGCCAGCUCCAGACCAGAAGCCUAUAGAGGUUUUUGGAUUGUAGCAAGUCACCAAUGGUGCUCUGUGUUCCAUAACACUCUGAACACCUGACACCUCUGCACACCUUCUGUGAAAUAUGGUGAUCUGUGCAACUUGGGCAAUAUUUCUGUCAUUGCUUUCCAAAGUCAGGAUUAGAAAAUAUUUUAGGGGAAAGGUUUGAUAUGUUUAACUUUUUAACUGUUACUGUUUGGGCCCACCUCUUGAUGUGGAAUUAAAGGGAUAUUGAUGGAAUGUGUUUUUAUAUAUUAUUUAGAUAUUUAACACAUUCAUGUAUCAUAUGUCUGACAUAUUUUAACACAGGGGCAUUGUAAUACUCUUGUUUGGAGCUGUGUAAUCCUAGCGAUGAUGGGAUAAUUGUAUUAUUGGGGUACGAAGUUGAAUGGUUUAAGCAUUAGGAGGCUGUCUAGCAAUAUUCCUUAGUGCCUCCAGGGGCACUGUCAUAACAGUAUUCAGUUGUUUUUCUUCAUCCCCGAUGCAUUUCAGCUAUUUCAGUAACUGUUUUGAAGCCAGUCUUUGUUAUUUCAGUUCCAUUUCUGUCUCGUAAUGUCUUGCCUUGGUAUAUGGACUCGGUACGUUGUAAAAGGACAAAAUGUCCUGGGCAAGAGUGAAGCCACAGUUUCUGUUACUUUGAGACGUUACUUUUGGUGUGGUCAGCCUGUCCACGCUGGGAUACAAACAGGUUUACGUCUUAAUUUUAUUUAGCUUUUUUCCCGUAAAGGAAGAAACCGACUGAAUCCAUUUUAGUCCUGUUAAAAAAAAAAAAGGUUUUAUGUAGGUGACGGUCAAUCUGUUUCAGUAUAUUUUGUAUAUUCAGCUGUAUGGCAGUGUUUGAAGGUGAAGCUUAGCCUUCUUCAUUGGCUGACAUUUCUAUAUAUUUAACCCUGUGCAUAAUGGUACUGGUCACUGUAGGUCUGACUUUCCUGCAUCUACAGCGGGCAUUAGAGAGAGAGAGAGAGAGUGUGUGUGUGUGUGUGUGUGUGCGUGCGCAAACGAGGGAAUGCUUUACAUCCUGGUACCACAGGGCCCCCUGUAGUCCUAAAGUGCACUGAGAGGGGCUCGGGCUCUCUUUGUUUUGUACAUUUUGUAUUGAGGACUGGAAUCUCUUGCCUCUCCCUCACUGGCAGAGGAGGGGCAAAACCCCUGCAUUUCAUUUGAUCCCCUUUUCCCGUUAACCCUUUCUGCUUGCUGCCUCACACCACAUGAAUAAGGCCUGUGUGGAAAAACAGGGGCGGAGGCGUCUCCAAGCCCAUCAUCUGAUUUUGUUUAUUUGGAGAACUUACACAGUUGGUUUCCUACAGGCGAAAGCCACAGUAAAGGUGAAGGUGAAGAUGGUUUGGUGAUGGGCAUCCCCCCCCAAUUAGACUUGGCUUGACAGAUCAUCUCUCUGUCAAAGUCCCAUACCCCUGCCUCUCCCCUCAUCCUUGUUGUACACUAUGUUACUUUCUAUUUAUUAUGUAGCAUGUUGCCGGAGUCCUGCUACUCCUGAACACCUUGCAUGUAGUCAUGACCGUGUUAUUGCAUUGAAAGGAUAACAAAAUAAAGUCCAAAACUGGUUA